Molecule: messenger RNA, 2692 nt
Organism: Megachile rotundata (alfalfa leafcutting bee)
Lineage: Eukaryota; Metazoa; Arthropoda; Insecta; Hymenoptera; Megachilidae
Source: RefSeq, a predicted model, not a curated record
GUCACGCCGGGCGUCAGUGACUUCGCGUCCGCCGGUUCGAUCGGUUCUCCGAGACCUCGUGUCUUUUCGUGAACAGUGUACCAUUUGUGAUCCAGGUCCAGACACUUCCUUUAAUUUGAAUGGAAUUUGGAUGAGGAUCUGGCCUUCAGGAUUUAUACCAGAUGGAUGUCUCAGCAUCAGCUGUCUGUUCGGAUCCUUUCAGGAAUCCACAAUGUUGAGACAAAGUUUGGGGAGGUGAUGAUCGAAAGGUGGAACCGUGGUCGUUGAUCUCACUGCGUGCUGUUGCUCGGUAACAGUUAGUGUCCAGUGAAUCGAUGAUCGAUCAAUUCGAAUUCGAUGAUUCCGAUGGGAAUUCGUUCUGAGUUCAAAGAGUUCUGAACCAGUCGCCGGUUUAUUGUUAAUCAGCAGAUGUCGUUGGGCUAAAAAUGCCUCCGAAAAUAAACGCGAGAUUCGUUCUUUCGUGGCUGAGAUUAAACGACGUGUCGCUCUGGAAAGUUCUAAAGAAACGUUUCAAAGUCUUUCGCGUAACACCGAGGGGGAUCUCUGACGGUGUUUGACGAUGCGAAACGGAAGCUGAAGAAAUAGAGGAAAGUGUUGCAAAAGUGAACGAGGCGGAACAAUGUCGUCGAACGGUGAAUUUUCGACGAUGUCCAGCGAGGAGGUGCCUUCGCUGCCCAAAUCGCUGCCUAGCUCCAGGGAGGCGACGGCCGAGGGCAGUUCCGGCUCCGGUGGCAAUUAUAUGCCCCUUCGAGAGUUUCUAGAUCGAUUCUCGUUGCCGAGAGUCGUCAGACUCGAAGGGACCGGCGGCAGGCCGGUGUUGCUGUACAAACAGCAACAAAAAUCGCUUCGAGUUACCGCGACCCUGCUGAUACAUCGCUAUCGGCAUGAUGUCAAAGUGGGACCGGAAAUAGUCAUUCCAGAGGGCUAUCCGGGAUGGUUUUCUGUGAUAUCUGGCAACAAUACAACGGGUAAUGCGAGAGUUUACAGAAGAGUAGACUCUCUGGUUCGAGCAGGAGUACCUGCAUUCCUUUUGGCUGCACCUUUGCGAGCGUACAUUUUGACUCACUCGAAAAUGGAAAACGGUAAUCUGCGAGCUCAUUAUACGAAGACUACAAUCAGAGCUGGGGAAAUUCUGCGAUUAAUAGCGGUCUUCCAGGACACCAGGAAGUGCAACACGGUUUCUUUCGGAAUAUCGGGUAGCUCUUCCGAAAAGGAUCAAUAUGCACAGUGUUUGGAUGCAUAUGGUCGUGAAGUAUUUGCUCCCUUGUCGGCGAGAGGCGAAUUUUACGCUAUUUGCCAGAACGGAAGCAUCGACACAGGAAGCGAUGCGAUGUUGUACAAGGUGCACCAUCUUGCGAAAAGACCGUUACCGCUUAGGGUUCGUUUAAUAGCCGGACCAUUGCCUGUACCUUUACCAAGAGAAUAUGGUGGUUUAAUGCAACUGGAAAGUUCGACUCGAGGUCCAAUUGUUUUAGGAUGUAUCGUACCAGAAAGACCUGUUCAUAAUCCAGAAAUGCUUGAACUUGUUGUGACUGGAAACGGUGCUCCUAGAGUUAGACGGGCGCGAUUAGGUUAUCCAUCCGAAGCUCGACUUUUAGCGUCGCCGAAGAUGCAACGAUUAUUGUCUGCCUGCAGUCGUGCUGUCGGAGAUCGUGCAACGGAACCAAGAGUGGCACCUCUAAAACUGCACCCAACCAGCGAAAAUCUGAAGGAGAUGCACCUGAAGAAGAUCAAGCCGAAGCCGGACACGAAACCAAUCCUGCAAAGUUUGAAGGACGGAUUGGAACAGUUGAAGAAGAGCACCGUUCGAGAGAAAAGUCAAACUAGGCAGAACUGCAAAAACGGACUGUUAGAUCGAAUAUCGAAAUUCGCUCAAGGCGGUCGUAGCAGAAAUCCCGCGAAAAAGUCGGCUUCGUUCACGUUCGCGGUGAAACCGGAAAUCGCGAUGAGGUGCCAAGAACGUUAUUCCAGUUUAGAGCCAGAAACUACCUCUCAUCCCAGUCAUUCGAACUCGUCCAAGCAACCUGUACAAAGAUCGGCGUCCACUAGUGUUUUAGAAAUGCCGACGAACGUCGAGUUGCAGCCGAAUUAUUCUCGAGUUAGAGAUAGUCUUACACCAGUGCCAUCCCUUCCUAAGUUAACCAAGACCAAAGCUGACGACAUUUACACGGAGAUUUGCGAGAACGCCGCUGCACAGGUCCAGAAGUGUCCUGGAAGUCACGUGAUGGCCAGGAUCAAAAUCGUCGUGAAGGGACGUGAUUCGCCCAUGACGGGCAGGAUCAGCAACGAGAGAUAUAUGAAUUCGAUGGUACCGACCGAGCAAAUCGAUUCGAUUAUCAGCACGGAAGACGAAGUUAUAUAUAACACGAUAUUUUAAGCAUCGAACAUUUCUAUUAUCAUAAGUUAACCGGCUGUGUUUGAUGAUGAUCGAGAAACUCGUUGAUUAUUUUUAUCAACGUACAGUUGUAUCAAUUCAAUUUGUACAUUAUAUAUAAAAAAGGUACUACGAGAUAAUGUGUAUUAUGAUAAAAUUCGUAAUAAUUGCAUGUAAAUAUUCCUGCCAUACGUACUAACAAUUUGUAACAAGAUCAACUAGUUGUUAAGAAUAAAUGGCUCAACUUAAAAAAAGAAGAAAUUGAUGUAAUAUUUGCAGAAAAAUGAAAAUCAUUCUUUGAAAAAUUUUAUUUUAUUA